Corvus hawaiiensis (hawaiian crow) is the source of this 677-nucleotide messenger RNA. RefSeq names its product MLV-related proviral Env polyprotein-like. The transcript has 2 exons. The record is from RefSeq and is a predicted model, not a curated record. Bases 156 to 677 code for a protein of 173 amino acids. NCBI's taxonomy places the organism in Eukaryota, Metazoa, Chordata, Aves, Passeriformes, Corvidae.
GGUGUCUGUGAGCUGAUGGUCCGAACGACCUGAGGUGGUCGCCAUGCCGUUCCUGAACCAGGUCGCUACGCCUCCGAGAGGCAACAAGUGGUGCCGAAACCCAAGAACCGGAAUCGGAAUUGGGAAUUCACCUGGACGGGUGAACGGCGGCCGGCAUGGCAGGACCAGCCCGGUGGGGAGGACGCUCCCGGACCAGCGAGGAGGAUGGAAGCUCUCGCGAAGUUUUAAUUGUUCCUAGAGUCCUGUAUCACCAAGAAGAAGAAAUGUACCACCUUUUUGAAGAACCUAGCCGGCUCCACAAGAGAGAAGUAAUAACAGGCAUAACCAUCGCAAUGCUGCUCGGCCUUGGAGCCACCGGUGCGGCCACAGGUGUUUCAGCCCUCGUGACCCAACACCAGGGACUUUCUCAGCUGCAGAUGACUAUUGAUGAGGACUUACAAAGAAUUGAAAAAUCCAUCUCCUUUCUAGAGAAAUCUGUCUCCUCUCUCUCAGAAGUCAUCCUGCAGAACAGGCGAGGACUAGACCUCUUGCUCAUGCAACAAGGAGGCCUGUGUGCCGCCUUAAAAGAGGAAUGCUGCUUUUAUGCAGACCACACCGGAGUCGUACGGGACUCAAUGACCGAACUAAGAGAAAGGCUAGCCCAGAGAAAAAGAGAAAGAGAAGCCCAACAAGGAUGA